AUGUGGCUGGUUCUUCUUGCUUUCCAACUUCCAUCUCUCCUAACAAAAGCUCAACAUGCCUGCAUCGGAAAAUCCACAUUUAGGAGUCCAGCCGACUCUGACAUUGAGGUUUUCUGCGGCUCUCAGACGGUAAGCCUCCAAAUCCUUCUGUGUCCGAUCUACUUCAACGGCUACAACGAGUCACUGGUGUCGCUCAACUCCGAGCACUCCAAACACCAAUGCAAAGGCACCGCUGACUGGACAGCGGACCCACCCGUCGUCAAAUUCAAUUUCUCCAUCACGGAGGAAGCGAUCACAACAUGUUCCAGCACACUGAUAGUCAGUCAGGAGGCGGGAACUGGACUGUUUUCAGACUUCUCCACUGUCCAGUACAUCAACAUCUCAGGCAUGGUCGGCUCUAAGGACCCCAGCACAGGAGCCAUUUCCUACCACCAAGAGGUGAUAUACAGGUUCUCCUGCCGCUACCCUCUGCAGUACCUGAUCAACAAUACACAAAUGAGUGUGUCUGGAGCCAGUGUGUCUGUAAAGGACAGCAACGGGAGUUUCAUCAGCACGUUGAGCAUGCAGCUCUAUUCGGACAACCAAUACACAUCCACGUUGCAGAUCCCCCCAGGAGGACUUGAGCUAAAGAGCAGGAUUUUCGUUCAGAUUAAAGCCUCCAACCUCACCAACAAACUGAAUGUGCUGCUGGACCGAUGCUACGCUACAGUGUCGCCUUUUCCUAUGAAUACAGUGUUUCACGACCUCUUUGUUGGGUGUAACCAUGACGCCCAGACCAUAAUGGACAUAAACGGAGAGGCUCAGGAAGCUCGCUUCUCCUUCGAAGCGUUCCGCUUUGUCCAGCAUAUUAACACGAGUGUCUCCACCUUCUACGUUCACUGUGUCACCCGACUCUGUGCGGCGACCGUCUGCUCUAACCUCAUUCAGAACUGCACCACCAGCAGCAACCCGAGGGGGCGCCGUAGUGUCAAAGAGGACCGGGACGCCACAGUGAGCGAUAUCGCCACUGUGAGCUCAGGCCCCAUCACGACCCGCUUGAACCACGGUUCCCUGGGAGCAGGCGGAGAUGCUGACCAGACUGGUGUUAAUUCCAGCAUGCUGGCCGUGUCGGUCGUAGCAGCCAUUGUCGGAGUCGUCUGCCUCGGUUUGGUGUUUGUUACUUUACAUAUGAAGUCAAAAAUGAAUUUUAACCAAAAGUGA
Messenger RNA from Dunckerocampus dactyliophorus (ringed pipefish), 1200 nucleotides. Its product is annotated as zona pellucida-like domain-containing protein 1. The record is from RefSeq and is a predicted model, not a curated record. Gene Ontology annotation, cellular component: cell surface. Bases 1 to 1200 code for a protein of 399 amino acids. NCBI's taxonomy places the organism in Eukaryota, Metazoa, Chordata, Actinopteri, Syngnathiformes, Syngnathidae. The transcript is spliced from 10 exons.